AAACAAGGCUCUAAGUCCGAAUCUUCCGGUGGAGCUGCCAAAGCUUCUGACCGUUUCUCGCAGAAGCUUAGAGGAGCCUUUCAUAUGUCAAAACGAUCGAGUUUGACUUGAUUUCCCGCAAAGAAUCGAUUUUUUUUUUCUUUUGACGAAUGGUGGGCUCGAAGCAGGGCUUUCCUUCGUGGAUUGGUGCGGCUGCAACCAGGGUUGAUUUUGAGGGGAAGGUUUCGUCUAUGUCAUCUUCCAGUGAUCCAAGUGAUCAUCACAGUGGCUCUUCGGGUGCGCCGCCGCCGAGCCAUUCUGAUGCUGAAUUGUCUUUUGGAGAGAGAGCUUUGUCUGCCGCUGGUGCUGCUUUCGUUUCUGCUAUCAUCGUUAAUCCACUGGAUGUCGCCAAGACAAGACUACAAGCUCAGGCUGCUGGGGUUUCUUAUCAGAACAUUUGCCGGAUGGGAUGUGAAACAAAUACGAGGGUACCGGAUGCAAGAUAUCCCGUUAUGCAAGCAUUUUCUAAAUCAGAAUCAGCAUGCCCUUUGGGAUGUCACGCUAACCAGUACAGAGGAACCCUUGAUGUCUUGUACAAAGUCAUACGUCAGGAAGGAUUUACAAGAUUGUGGAGAGGCACAAACGCAAGUUUAGCAUUGGCUGUGCCUUCUGUUGGAAUCUACAUGCCUUGUUAUGAUAUCUUCCGCAACAUGAUGGAUGACUUUACUACGCAGAAUGCUCCAAACUUAACACCCUAUGUUCCACUGGUUGCAGGAACAUUAUCACGGUCAUUGGCUUGUAUAUCUUGUUAUCCUGUUGAACUAGCAAGGACACGUAUGCAGGCAUUUAGAGCUACCCAAAAGGGCAUGCUUCCUGGCGUGUGGAAGACAUUGCUUGGAGUAAUCAAACCUUUAAAUGGUGCAAGCCUCCUUCAAAACUUACAUGGCUACCGUUUCUGGUGGACUGGCCUGGGAGCACAGCUUGCUCGGGAUGUUCCAUUUUCUGCAAUUUGCUGGCCAACCCUUGAGCCAAUUAGGAGAAGACUUCUUGGUCUGGCGGGUGAUGAAGCAAGUGUAGCCACUAUCCUUGGGGCAAAUUUUUCAGCUGGUUUUGCCGCUGGGACCUUGGCUGCUGCUGCCACUUGUCCACUAGAUGUGGCAAAAACCCGACGACAAAUAGAGAAGGAUCCUGAACGGGCAUUGAAAAUGACAACAAGGACAACAUUGCUCGAGAUUUGGAGGGAUGGAGGAUUAAGAGGGCUAUUUACAGGUGUUGGCCCUCGUUUAGGUCGCGCUGGCCCUUCGGUAGGAAUAGUUGUCUCCUUUUACGAGGUUGUCAAGUAUACUAUAUACUACAGACAUCACACUUCAUCAUAAGGCUACACAUGCAUUGAUCUUUAAGGAUUUCAACCCCAUUUGAAUGGAGGGUCUUUGAUUUCCUUUAUGGGGUUAGCUUCAGUAGUGGCUUAUAUCUGAUAAGACAAGCAAUCCCAACAACAGAAACCAACAGUGUUUUGACAUCGUAAGAAGUCAGAGCAGGCUAGGCCAAAUGAUUCCCAUUUGAAAGCGUCUGAUCUCCCAUACGUCCCAUCACCUUCAUUUGCAAAAUAAUUGGCACGGAUGUUAUUGUUACACGUGUAUAUUCCUGCGAUCUCAAGUGGCAAAAGAUGCUAAACUCGCAAUAAAUCAUUUGUUUCUGGGGAGGACAGAGUGAACUCCCCCGCCCCCUCUCUUGUUGGCUAAUUUUGCCUUUAGCUCUAUAAAUCGUAAGUUUGAGGCGGGUAAACUGUAUGAUUCCUCAGUGUGGUUGGACUUGUUUGCAUUCUGACAACAUAUCCGUUAGAGAAAUAAUAAACACCACCAUUAUCUAUGUUUCA
Neltuma alba is the source of this 1855-nucleotide messenger RNA. Its product is annotated as mitochondrial carrier protein MTM1-like. Gene Ontology annotation, cellular component: mitochondrion. The record is from RefSeq and is a predicted model, not a curated record. The transcript is spliced from 10 exons. Lineage: Eukaryota; Viridiplantae; Streptophyta; Magnoliopsida; Fabales; Fabaceae. Gene Ontology annotation, biological process: mitochondrial transmembrane transport. The coding region runs from base 150 to 1355 and encodes 401 amino acids.